GGAUAUGCAGGUUACCUAGGCGACGAGGCUCUAGUUAAGACGCUCUGUCCGACUGGGAACCCAGAAACCUCCGGGGCUGGUGGCCACCUAGGUGUUUGCUCCUACCGUCCCCGCGUGUGUCUCAGCGUCUCAUUCCUUCAACAAUUCAGAACUUUGCAGAAGUUUCUGGGAAAAAAUUGCCACUUUCUACCAGUAUGUCUCCCAAAGCAAACUUGUUAUGAGAAUUGGUAGACCAGUAAGAUCAAGAUGCCAGUAUAUAUCCGCAAAGGACCCCUAGAGAUCCCCACUUAUGAAGAACAGGAUUGGAUUAAGGAUGAGGAAGGUGAUUAUUUCCUCAAGGAUCCAGAUCAAAUCCUCGAUUCCCUGCCUCAGCCCUUCCGGAUGAUCAAUAAACUGGUGAACCUACUGUUUGACCGGGCAUGGGAAAUCAUUGAGGAGAGAGAAGCAACAAAGGCAGUUACAAUCAUCAAAAUCCAGCCAACUGUCUACUUACCAACUCAGAAAUUCCAGCUUUCAAGUGUACCAAAUUGCAUUGCCAUCUGUAAAGGCUUUGUGUUUCUUGGGACGUCCAGAGGACUGAGAGUCUUCAAUGCCUUGUACAAUUAUUCACGGGUUUGUAGUUGGGAUGCAAUCAAAGUUGAGAUCGUGUCCAUCUGGGCUACAGAAAUUGGGAAUGAAGUAUUUGUUGCUACUGUGGAUGAAAUGGGUGUCGUUCGUCUCUUUUAUUUUUACAAGGAUUUUCUUUUUCUAAUAAAAGCCAUCAAUGAAGUGGAUGAUAUUAGCAAGCAAACUACAUGUUUGAAUUUGCAAGUUUCUCCUGGAGGGAUUUUUAUGGCCAUGCUUCUCCAAGGAACUGGGGAUGUUUGGCUAGAAGUGUAUCGAUUGCCCAAGGACUCCUGGCUUAAGGAGAUGGAGCAACCCCAUUCGUCUUCUCUAUCAAAGAAGAAAAUUAGCCACUUGCAUAUAAAAUCCGUUGAAUCAUCAGAUCUUUCAGAUGUGGAAAAUUAUCCUAUAAAAACAGACGUUAAAUUAAGUGGUCCAGUUCAAAUAAUGAAGCUUAAACCACCCAAACCAGUUACAGGUACUCCGUUUAAAAACCCACUGGAAGUCUUUCCAAAGUUAGAAGAGGUUUAUGGGUUGGGCUCUGGGCAAAACCACAUGAUCAAAGAUAGCCAAUUGGAGCACCAGGCAGCAAUCUUUGAAGUUUUAUUUAAAAAGUAUCAGCAUUUAGAAUGCCCAGAGGGAAAUCCAAGUGUUGCAGUGUUCCAUUUUCUUCUCCCUGGACACAUAUUUAUGUUGCCAACUGAAACCAGUGUUCCCUCAGGUGUGGCCUGUGCUCUGGGUGUCCACUGGCCUGGAAAUCAUAAUUUCUUCCUCUAUUCGCUUAUCCGACCUCCAAAAGACAAAGACAAGGAAAAGGAGAAGGAGAAGGAGAAAGAGAAAGAGAAAAUUGACCCUGAUCAGAAGCCUGAUGGAGUGUGGCCAACGGCAGCACCAAUUUCCAAUUCAGCCAUCAGCCCCUGCACAUCUUACCUACUGCUGGCUUGUGAUGAUGGAGUAAUUACUUUGUGGGAUAGAGCCCAAGGAUUCCUACUUGCUGUGGUCUCCCUCCCAGAGGGGUGUUUAUGCAGAAGUAUUCACUUCAUGAAAAAUCCUGACAACACCAAGGAAUGCUCAUUCCCACCAGUCAUGGCCGCCACCAAAGUGGAGGUGCUGGUGUUGUGCACUGAUGGGUCUCUUCACCUGAUAAAAGCUGAAAGAUGCAGGGAACCCAGCAUCCGUGUGGUUGUAGAGAGACCUGUGAAGCAUCCAAAUGAAACCAUUUGUGCCUUGGCUCCCAUCUCGUUCUUACCUUCCAUGGUCCUGCUCUUUAUUUGGGAUGGAUCAGUAUAUCUCAUGGAUGUGACCAAGUCACAGAUCAUCUGCGAAUUGGGUCUCCCUCCCUCUUAUCUUUUGGGAAACCCCUGGCAGCCCGUGUUUGCAUUGUCUUCAGAGGGCCAACAUGUGUUUAUCCGGGGAGACAAACAAGAUGGUGCUAAAUAUCAGAGUGAUAGCCACUGCAUUUUCGUUUUUAAAUUGGAUUCCUACAAACAAAUAAAGGCUUCCUUAUCUAAAGAUGAAUCUUCUCACCCUUCUUCAUCAGAACCAAGCAACUCUACCCAUCAGUUGUCCUUGAAUAAGAGAUGUGAAAUUUUCCUCCAAAACCGACUUAAGAACUCUAACAAUACCCAGGACUGUGGGCCAGAAUGCUUGCUUCAACUACGAAAUAGCUCCUUACUUCUGGAGAAAGAAAGCCGUAAAAAGUGACGCGGUCAUCUGCUCCUCAGGGUCCUAUGAGAAAGGUACUACGGCUCUACAGCUCCGCGUAGAUGUCACCUAGACCGGUAUUUAUAGGUUUCGCUGUCAAGAGAUUUUUGGUUGUUUUUGUUUGUUUGUUUUUACACUUGUAUCCACCCAUUCCCAAACAGUUGAUGACUUCAGGACUGUUCAUUGCUGAAGGAAUAUGAUGUCAAAAGGCUAACACUUUAUUUAGCACGGUACCCCAGAGAUGAGGAACAGCCUUCCCAAAAUUAGCAUUAGGACAUCAGUCUGACACGACAACUAGAGGAAACUAGAGUGAAAAGACUACUUAUUGGGACUCCAACUGGUCGGUCUUUCCUCUCACACUUGUACAGAUUGAAUUGAAAAUCGGAUAGAGUCAUCCAAAU
Messenger RNA from Dromiciops gliroides (monito del monte), 2708 nucleotides. RefSeq names its product WD repeat domain 93 (gene WDR93). Lineage: Eukaryota; Metazoa; Chordata; Mammalia; Microbiotheria; Microbiotheriidae. The record is from RefSeq and is a predicted model, not a curated record. Gene Ontology annotation, molecular function: protein binding. Gene Ontology annotation, biological process: electron transport chain.